CAUUGGCAAAAAAGAGAAGCGCGUGGUUUAGCGGCAGCGGAUUUGCAUAUUAAUAAACUCAAUCGUACUAAAUAAAAAAAUAUAUACACGUAAAGAAGCGGUAAUCGGAGCUGCAACGUGUGUUAUCAGCUGAAAUCAAGAAAUUGGCGCGCACCGCAACGAGCUAUUGUCGAACGCUCGCCUCGUGGGCCGCUCUAAGAAUGUCGAAUCCGAAUAACAAUGCGAACGCCGCGGCGCAGGAGGAAGACGAUGCUGAAAUGCCCAGUGGUGCAUCAUUAAAUGAUGCAGCCUUGGAUAAUGUUGUAUUUGCGGCUGCCUACCAAAGUGACGAGAGUUCGAUGGAUGCAUUGGAUCAAGCUAUACAAGCCGAAGAGGAAGCUGAAGCUCAAAACGUGGGAAAUUCACUGGAGGCGGGUGCAGAAGUUGAAGUUGAAGCUGAGGCUGAACCCGAAGGUGAGGGCGAGGGCGCAGCUGUCGCUGAAGAUGAUAGCGUUGCCGAUGAUGCUGGCAAUGCUAAUGCCGACGACGAUCCUGCCGCGGACAGACGUUCGGCCACCAAAAAAGAGCUCACCCAAAUAAUUGACAAAUGGGAGCAAGAGCAAACACAAAACGGCUACGAUCCAGUGCCCACACUGAGAAGUCUAGCUGAAAUAUUUGAGCGUGAAAAGGAUUCAUAUAUGCGUAAGGAUCCAGAUCCUUUGGACUUGCGGCAUCCCUAUCGCACCGAUCCCAGUUGCCAAUAUGGUCUACUGCUGAAGUUGCUCUUUCGCAAGGAUCAGUUCAUGGGCAAGCUGCUCAACGAUUAUCUGCGGGAUAACUAUUUUAGUCGCCAGAACAUGAGUCGCAGCUCACUGGAGCUGAAUAUAAUUGCCUGCCGUCUAAUAUUAGUGGUAAUGCCAGGUCUUGAGACGACGGCAGUUUUUCAGACCGCUGAGGAAGAUGGUAUCAUUAAUCGUCUCUAUAACUGGGCGGAGGACAGCAUUGAGCCGCUGCAGAGCUAUGCGACCGGGCUGCUGGCCGCUGCAAUGGAAGUAAGCGAUAUUGCGAUAACCUGCCGGGAACAGAAUAUGCGCUUGGUGCCCAAGAUGAUUAACCGCCUGCACCUGUUGCUUGCCUGCAGUCGCAUGAGUAAAAACACAACAAUAGCAGAGCCGAGCUCCUCGCUUAAUAACUCGGCGGACAGCAGUUUCUCGCCAGGCAUGCUUAGCUGGAUGGCCUGUGGCGCUGCCUCAGCGCCGCAGUCGCCGCAGCAUAACGGCGCCAGCGGGAGUGCGUCCAAUAUGUCUAUUUUGUUUGAGAAUAGCCGCGAUGCGUUUCCACUGUCGCGGUAUUACAAGCGCAUGUAUAUACCACUGCAUCCGCCAACAGCGGACACCAGCCAGAUGCUGAUUAUGCGCUUCCUAACCAGUCUGGGCGAGUACCAAGAGUUUCUAGCCAUGGCAUUUGGUAAUAAUGUAAUGGGUCUGAUCUUCGGUCAUCUCGAAGAGCUAGAUAGGCGCGACACUUGCCUGGCCUACGAGGUCCUCAAGUAUCUGGCCUCGCUUCUCUGCCACAAGAAGUUCGCAUUGGAGUUUAUAUCGCGCGGCGGACUGGAGCUGCUGUUGAAUGUGCCACGGCCCAGUCUGGCCACAACGGGCGUCUCCAUAGCCAUUUACUAUUUGGCUUACUGUGAGGAUGCCAUGGAGCGAAUAUGCAGCAUGCCUCGUCCAUUGAUAUCAAAUCUGGUGCGCUAUGCACUGUGGAUACUCGGCCGCUGUCAUGACUCCUCCAAAUGUCAUGCAACCAUGUUCUUCAGCCUAAGCUUUCAGUUUAAGGCCAUACUGGAUGAGUUCGACUCGCAGGAUGGCCUGCGCAAGCUCUACAAUGUUAUAUCGGUACUGAAAAUUUUGGAUCCCAGUCACAAUGACAGCGAUAACGGCUCGGAUAUUAACGAGGAUGUGGAGUGCGCUUCACGUCAGAUGGUGCGACAUGUUUGCAUCGCAAUGAAGCGCUAUAUGGAGGCGCAUUUCUUCUACAAGUACAACAACUUUCUCUGCCAGCACUAUGCAACAUCAUCGUCCUCCUCGACUCACUACUUCAGUCAGCAGCCAACUGUGGCCGCCAAGCUGACAUUCGAUCAGCUGCACGAACAGUUGCGUACGCUGCAGGAGCACACAUCGGUGCGUGGCCAUUGGGAGCCCGUGGAUCAGCUUAUGAAGCUGGGCGGCAUCACAUUGCUGUUGCGCAUCAUUGCCUUUAGCUACGACUGGGUGAACAGUGGCCGUUCGGAGACGGUGCGCUCGGCCCUGGACGUGCUGAGCGUAUGCUGUGUGAUACCACGCGUCUAUCUGGUGCUCUGCGAACGGCUUCAAAUGCCAGAUAAGACGACAACGUCCGGUUUCUGUUCGGUACUAGGCGCAGCGGCCGGCGAGAUCACAGCCGACGCCGAGGUCUUAAAAUCCGCGCUGGCCGUGCUCUGCCACUGUGUGUGCUCGCCCAUAAUACGCAAGGAUAGCGGGAGCAGUAGUCUUAUGAAGUUUGCCAACUCGUCGCGAAAAAACAAGGCGAACCAGAAAUAUGCCGAGGAGCUGAUCGAGAAGGUGUGGGAGUCGGUGUGCUCAAACAAUGGUAUUGUGGUGCUGUUGUCACUUAUGCAAACGAAGGGUCCAAUCACGGAUGCCGACUGCAUACGCGGAAUGGCCUGCCGCGCCUUGGCUGGCCUGGCACGCUCCGAUCGUGUUCGUCAAAUUGUGGGCAAACUUCCGCUAUUUGCCAGCGGGCAGUUGCAGGCGCUAAUGCGUGAUCCCAUACUGCAGGAGAAGCGAGCCGAACAUGUGAUUUUCCAAAAGUAUGCACUGGAACUGCUCGAGCGCAUCUCGGGCAAGACAAAGCCGCUCAACAAUCCGCUAGAUCCAUCGCUGACUAACAUGCACAAGGCGAACGUGAUUGCCCAGACACGAAUUCAAUACAACGAACAGCAGCUGUAUCAGCUAAUUUUUGAGCAUCUGGAGAGCAAGGGUCUGAGCCAAACGGCUCAGAUGUUGCAGCGUGAGGUGGGUCUGCCCCUGCAGACGACAACGACCCGCAGUUUCCAUCAGUCGCCCUUCGACUACAAAGGUUUCGCCGGCAUCAGUUCACUGUCACGCAGUCGUUUGCGUAGUCGCAUGCAGGAUGUCAAUGCGGCCAUUAUGUCCAGUAGCGACCAGAAUCGCAGUCUUUCGGAGGAUAUGUCGCCACACUGCAGCUCCAGCAUUGGCGCCUCCUCAUCAAUGACGGGCGCAGCGUCUACUACCAUGGGCGUGCCCAACUUUAGCUACCUCAGUGCACAGACACCCAUUAAGCUUCGCAAGACGGAGCGUGCCACAUCAUCGGUCACACGCUCGCUGCAGAAGCAGAUCAGUUUGGCCAACGUAGAGUCGAGCGCUGUGGGCCUGCCAGAUGAGCUGACUAUCUCGCCAGCGCUGCAUCCGAAACGCGUGACACUCAACAGCAUUGUAACAGAGUAUCUAACGAAUCAGCAUUCGCUGUGCAACAAUCCGGUUACCACCUGUCCGCAGUUUGAUCUAUACGAGCCGCACAAAUGCCCCGAUCCACGGCCCAGUCGUCUGGUCAGCUCCAACUAUAAUCUUACCUCCAGGCAUUUUCGCACCCAAGCUGGCUUCAAUACCGCACGUUUCGAUCGCCGUCACGUGCACACACAUUUUGCGCCCUGGCGCACCAUGCGCUCCGCCGACUAUGAUGAUCUGGAGUUCACAUGCUGUGACGUUGUGGGUAAUUACCUGAUCGUUGGCACGCACCAGGGCGAGAGCAAGGUAUUCAACAUGAAUGAUGGCGUCGAGCAGUUCUCCUCCAUAUGCCACACGUAUGGCGUGGACGCGAUUCAGGCGAAUCGCGCCGGUGAUCUGGUGCUGACCACUAGUCUCUGGCGUCUGCGCACCACCAUUUUGUGGUCCAUAACCGACAACGAGUUCCGCUCCAAACUGCGUCUACCCGAGGUCGGCUACUGUGAAUUUAGCCAAACCACGCAGGAUCGUUUACUGGGCACACACACCGAUUGCGCGGUGCUGUAUGACAUCAAUACGGGCUCCAAGGUAUCCACGUUUACGCCCACCAUACCAAAUCAGUACACCAAGAAUCGCGCAACGCUCUGCCGCACCGACGAGCUGCUACUCUCAGAUGGCGUGCUCUGGGAUGUGCGCUCCAGCAAAGAAAUUCACAAAUUCGACAAGUUUAAUCAAUGCAUCUCGGGCGUGUUUCAUCCCAAUUGCUUGGAGAUUAUAGCCAACACGGAGGUGUGGGAUCUGCGCACUUUUCAUCUGCUGCAGACGGUGCCGGUGCUGGAUCAGCGCAAUUGCACGUUCUCGCCAAUGCAUGUGAUAUAUGGCGCUAGUUUGGGCGCUGAUAGAGACCAUGACAUGGAGACAACCACCUAUGAUACUAGCUUUAAUGUUCUGGAUGCGUACGACUAUUCGAGCAUUGCGACCAUCGAUGUGAAGCGUAACAUUAACGAUCUGAGCGUUAGUGCAAAUGGCAGCUUAAUUGCUGUUGUGGAGGAUCACAGCGGCUACGAUUCGAAGCAGGAGACCUAUGUGAAGAUUUAUGCCGUGGGCGUUAAAAAGAGCGAGCGCUCGGAAGAGGAAGAUGAUGAGGAGGUGCCCGAAUCCAAUGAGGAGGGCUCCGAGACGGGUUCGGAUACCGGUUCUGAUAACGCAUUUGCCAUAGGUCCAAAUUUUCUGGGUUUCCCGUUACGCAGCCACCGCAAUCGCAACUUUAUCGAUCUUGAUUCCUCCAGUGAUGAUGAUAAUGAUAGCGAUAUGGAUGACGGUGAUGAUGACGAUGACGACGAUCUUGAAAUUAUAUCCAAUGUCGAUGAAAUUGACUUUGAAGGCGAUGCCAGUAGCGAUGAAUAAAACGCCUCGUACAGAACAGUCCAGAUAAGCCCAGUCGACUAGAACCAACUAUUUUUCGCUGCCUUGGCUCGAAUUGUUAGCGCGUUUCUUUAUAUUCUCGCGAAUUAACUACUUAUUUUUCAGCAUGUCGAGAUCGGAUUUGUCCCCCUUAUUCAACAUAAGCUAUAUAAUCGCUUAGUUUUGUUAGCUGUUAUAUUAAAUUUUAUUUUAUGUUAAAGUUUGUACAAAUAAUUACAAUGUAAAAAAAGCCCCAAAACACAAAAAAAAAAAACUGACCUGUUGAAGAGCAAUAAGCAAAAGUAAGGAAAAAAUGAAACAAGAAAAU
Messenger RNA from Drosophila montana, 5214 nucleotides. RefSeq names its product LisH and WD40 domain-containing protein mahjong (gene mahj). Bases 201 to 4889 code for a protein of 1562 amino acids. Gene Ontology annotation, molecular function: protein binding. Lineage: Eukaryota; Metazoa; Arthropoda; Insecta; Diptera; Drosophilidae. Gene Ontology annotation, cellular component: Cul4-RING E3 ubiquitin ligase complex; nucleus. The transcript is spliced from 11 exons. The record is from RefSeq and is a predicted model, not a curated record. Gene Ontology annotation, biological process: protein ubiquitination.